Eupeodes corollae is the source of this 929-nucleotide messenger RNA. RefSeq names its product gamma-glutamylcyclotransferase. Bases 114 to 803 code for a protein of 229 amino acids. The record is from RefSeq and is a predicted model, not a curated record. The transcript has 3 exons. NCBI's taxonomy places the organism in Eukaryota, Metazoa, Arthropoda, Insecta, Diptera, Syrphidae. Gene Ontology annotation, molecular function: gamma-glutamylcyclotransferase activity.
GGUUCGAAGCCACAGAUUAAAAUUUGAUUUCACCGAAACUGGUUUGAUUGCAAUUUCCGCGUCUCAAAAAAGAGUAGAUUGUUUAUAAUUUUUAAAUUAAAUAAUUAUUGACAAUGAAGAUACAAUCGAGCUUGAUUUGUAUUGUUAGUUUUGUGUGUGCUUUUGUGCAGUCAUCACCUUUAGAAAAAACAAAUGAAAUACUAUCAUCAUCAGAUAAAGUUAAAAAUGUCGUCGAAACAAUGGAACUUCCCGAAGUUGACGGCGACCACUUCAACUAUUUUGGUUAUGGAAGUAAUCUCUUGGCCGCACGAAUUCAUAUCGAGAACGAAUCAGCAGUUCGUAAGGCAGUUGGCAAACUAAAGGACUACCGACUUGAUUUUAAUACCUACACUAAAAGAUGGAACGGAGCUCCAGCCACAAUUGUACCAACAAACAAUUCUGUUGUUUAUGGUGCCAUUUGGUCAAUUGAUUUGAAAGACCUCCCAGAUCUUGACAGACAAGAAGGUGUCCAUAGUAACAUCUAUUUCAACAUAAGUGUCCCAGUUGAAACUGCCAAUGGAACCAUCAUGUGUAGGGCAUACUUACUAACCCAACAACCUACAACUAUUUUACAUGAAGGCGAAGAAGUACCCUUCGAAAGACAACCAUCGAAAACCUAUUUGAAAACUUUGGUCAAAGGAGCCAUCGAAACAGGAAUCCCAGAAACUUACCUCAAUUGGAUGAAAAAGAUAAAACACAAUGGCAAUCUCGUGGAUUCAUUUGAAAAGCAACUUGAGCUGGAAUCAGUUGAACUUUCAUCUUAGCUUAAUCUACAACCUGCUACGAGUAUUUUUGAUAAAACCUUUUCGUAUUGGUGCAUGUUUUAUGAGUUUUGUAAACUUAAAUUUGAAUAUAUCGGCAAAAGUUUUGAAAUACCAAUUAAAAUGUAA